UCGGCGGAGAAACUUGUUCUAAUAGUUUCUCUCAAUGGAUUGACACAAUAGGUUACCACGUUAUUUUAAUAUUUAUUUAAAGUAUUCUAUAUAUGAUUAUGAAGGAAAAUAUAGUAAAUCUAAAAAAAAAAUGGAACAUAUUUAUACGUUUCGCAUAGAGGUGACAAUAUUUUAAUAAAAAUAACUUGAGAAGGUAUAUUGUGUCUAGUGUACCAAUGGCAGAACCGGAAGCGGAAGCAGAGAGCGAAGUAGAACCAGAGUCAGAAAGUGAGGCAGAACCGGAAGCAACGGGCAGUGCAUCCACUGAGCCAGAACCAUACUGGCCUUUAGCAUUUCAACAAUGGGGAUCGGCAUGGCAUUUACACACAUAUUCAGUUGCGUGCAUUUUUAUGUUUAUAGCCAUUCUUGCAGCAAUGAGUAUGGUUGUCUAUUUAAAGAACAAACAGGUGCUCAAACAAGUAACCUUGACAUUUACUUUGCAGUGCUUGUUGCUGUAUUUCACUUUACUUCGAUCAUUGGUAAUGUUUAUCAACCCUUACCAAACAGCGGACAAAAUUAACGACAUAGUGUUCCGCAUGAUGUGGUCAUUUUCUUUACCAGGACUCACAGCAGCUUUCAGUGUGUUAUUGUUAGUUUUCUUGGACACAACUAAAAUGACAUUAGGACCUCCAGUAUUUCAAAAAUUGUCAGUGCUGUUGAUAUUCACCGCUUGCCAUUUUGUCAUCGUCGUAUCUGCUGACAUCAUUUGUGCUCUCGUCAAGAGUUCAUGUGCACCCAUGCUGAUGUUCUGUCAAGCUCUGUUUAUACUCUACGGGACCUUGUUGGCAGCCGGCUACGCCUAUACGGCGAUUAGUCUUCACAGAAAGUGUGUCACCGGCGUCAUAAGCGCUGAAGAAAACAGAAAAAUCAUUCGUCUCAUAAAAAUCUCAGGAUUUGCAUCAUGCAUCGCUUUAUCUAUUGCCGUGACACACCUUUAUGCCGCUUGCAGCGAAUUCGGAAUUUAUAGUGACGUCAUCUACGUAAACGCUUGGGAUUGGUGGAUCCUACAGUCAGUUCUUAGAUUUGAAGAAAUUACGUCAUCUUGCCUUAUCCUUGUGAUAGCUUUCCGAAAUCCAUUUGCUGAAAACGGCAGAAUAAGAAACUGGAUAUUAAAAUCAAUUAACAGAAAGACAAACCCCUUGCCGCAAACAGAUGUUACCCAAAUAGAUAAGACUCAAGUAACAUAAUGGUUAAUGAGCAGUGUGCAUGCAUAAUGUUAAAUGGUAUGUUGAGGACAGAUCGUUAUUUCUACAAUUAGAAAUUGAUGGCUAUCAAUAUGCAUAAUUGCUAUCAGUCAAUUUAGAGGACAGUCAAUAUAUGCACUGGGCUGAGGACAAUAAGUGUGCACAAUAUUACCAUAUUAAAAGCACCAUGCUGUUAACUAACACAUAUCUAAACAAAGAGAAUAAAAAAAUUAAGCAUUUACAUAUGCACAUACAAAUGAAUUAUUCAAGAAAUGGUUUACACAAAAUAGUGAUUUGUCGUAGAAUAAAAUCAUUGUUAGGAGUUCAGAUGCGAUUGAAUUAUAUCACGAGGGCACAGUCUGAGUGAUUUAAUAUAUGCAUCUGGACGACAAGCAGUAGUUUUUAUUCAAGAGAAAAUCACUGUUUGAGAUAUACUAUUUCGAUCCCAAAUAUUGUCUACAUCUAAAUAUUUUCUUAUUUUGUGUCGUUUUCUUUUGCAGCACCGUCAUGACGUUUGACGCUAUGACGUCAUAAUCGUGACGUACAAUAAUGAUUUUACUGCAUAAUAACACGUAGUUUCAGUCUCUUAUUUUUGUUUAACAGGGAAAUAAAUCAAGACUGUGUUAGUAGAAUGAAUUAUAACAUAUAGCAUUAUAAGUCCCUGGGGUGGGAUUGGAAUGUGACCGCACAUAUUAUACAACUGUCUAUGUUGGUUAUAUGAUGCUUUUACUGAUAUUAAACUUUUAUUGUUUAUUGUUUUUCCUAGAAUCUUUCAUUAUUUUUUUCAAUUUCGAGUGAACAGUAGCACUUUUGAAAUAUGCAGCUACUGCAACAUUUGACAAGUAAAUUGCAAAGAGGUUUAAAGGCGACCACUAACUGUUGGUAUUAGAAAAUGCACGAAACUUUCCUCAUGCUGAAGUGACCUCAGCAAAUAGUGUUACCUCUGGAUUCCCUAUGUAUGCAACAUCUUUCAUCAUUUAAAGAGUGGAAAUGUAAUCAGAUCUAGAACCUGGUGAUGAUAUCUAUUGCUAGACAUAAAAUACACUGCCUCUUGUUUCAGUGUUUGUUGUGUCAUAUUCUAACUAUAUCCAGGUUGUCCCGUACUAUAUGAUAUUAAUUUUUAUGUCUGUAUUGCCUUUACACAUUUUGAAAUGUAACAUAUGUUGAGGCAGAUAUUUAUGCGUACUUUAUCAUUCUUCUAAUAUAUAAUAUGAAUAUAUUUAACAUUCAAUAUUUUCAAAACGUAUGUUCAAGGUGAUAUUCUCUUUCUCUAAUAUGGACCAUCUUUCUCCAUUCACAGAUGUGAAGGUUUUUGUUGUAAAUCUUUUCAUACCUUCUUGUUUCGUAGCAUAUUGUUUUAUGAUCAAAUGCUGUCGCAGAUGUGUGUUUUUGGAGUUUGUCUUUCAAAUGUCUCCAUAAAGGGAAGUCUUUGAGAGUUGGAUCUAAAUUUAUGGAUAAUGACGCCAUAUUUAGUAAAAUCUCACUUUUCGUAACACACUGAAUAUUAUCAAUAUUGAAAGGGUAAUAUACAUGAUAUAUAUAUAUGAACUGUAAGUUUAAAAUUUGCACAAUUAUUAUGAUUGGCUUUUGCCAUGUAUAAAACAUCUACAAGACAAAAUGGACGUACGAAACGGUACCACAUAUAUCAUUGGAUACCCUGUAUGUAUUUUCAUGAACAGCAGCGACAGUAACUCCAGCAGUAGUACAGGCAUUAAAAGCCUUUUGUUCGAGUAUAAGCAUUUGUAAGCACUGCUAACUUAGCAAUCAUAUGAAAAUGUGCUGUUUAAGACGCUUGAAUAUUUAUUCUUAUUCAGUGAAAAUGACCAAUAGCAAAGGAGCAACUAGACAACUGUUGAUCCUGAAUUAACUUCAAUGGCUAGUAUUCUCGUUGAGCUAACAUGGGGGCACUUAGAGCGACUUGCCCAAACAAUGUAUAAGUUUGAUACAAGUACAUGCCAAUGUGUCCGUUGGCGAUAUGAUAGACGACACGAAAUGAUUUGCUUGGACGUUGGUUGUUACUAAUUUUCCUCGAGCUUUUAUCUAUAAAAUACUGUUAAAGCAAUGAAAGCACUAGAAAUGUAUUAUCGUCACAUUUUAUCAGUUCUUAAACUGUUUUAUAUCGACAUUUACGAAGCAAACUAAAAUAUUGAUGUCAAAAGGUUCUUUUUAGACCAAAAAGCUUUAAAAAAUCCACUAUCAAUUUUUGAUACAUAGCUGAACAUUUUUUUAUUGAAAAGAUUACGUCAUUGACAGCAGAAAACGUUUAUUAUUCUUUUCAAUUAUUGCAGCUGCAUGUUAUAUACUUACAAACAAAACAUUGGUUGUACUUAAGAAUGGAUCCCAUAUAACAUAUUGCAUUAUUAAUGUUAUAUUGAUUACAAACACAUAAUGACUUUUAUUCAUUAGCAUUGUUUACUUAAUAAAACUUCUAUUGUUUGUUUCCUUA
This is a messenger RNA of Mercenaria mercenaria, 3669 nucleotides long. RefSeq lists its product as uncharacterized. The coding region runs from base 216 to 1226 and encodes 336 amino acids. Lineage: Eukaryota; Metazoa; Mollusca; Bivalvia; Venerida; Veneridae. The record is from RefSeq and is a predicted model, not a curated record. The transcript is spliced from 2 exons.